CACAUCUAGUCUCAAGACAAUGUCUUCUUCCAAAGGAGUCAGACGAGCUUCCCAUGCUGGGUCAUGGUACGAUGCCAAUCCUAUUCAACUGAAAGAAGAAUUAGAAUCAAAUUUAUCUCAAGUCGUACCUCUCCCUACUUUAGAUUAUAGUCCUCCGUGUCAAGAUGCGAAAGCUAUUAUCAGUCCACAUGCGGGAUAUACGUAUUCUGGUCAAGCUGCAGCUUGGGCUUAUGCUUCUAUACCUACUGAUAGAUAUAAAAAGGUAUUCGUCAUAGGUCCAUCACAUCAUCAAAGUUUUCAUGGUAUAGCAUUAUCACCAUUCAAAUCUUAUGCCACGCCAUUUGGAGAGAUAUUGCUUUGUACGGAUACCAUUCAGGCUCUUCGUGAGACUGGAGAGUUUACUCAGAUGAGAUCGGCUGGAGAUGAAGAAGAACAUUCUUUAGAAAUGCAAAUGCCAUAUUUGAGAUUAAUAUUUCAAGGCCGAGACGACCUUCGAUUAGUCCCUCUGAUCGUCUCGCAUCCCACUGCUGCGCAAUAUGAAUCUUACGCUUCCAUCUUAGCUCCAUAUUGGAACGACCCAGAGUCAUUUUUCGUAUUCAGCACGGACUUUUGUCAUUGGGGAUCUCGAUUCUCUUACACAAACUACUACCCCCAAGCUCCCUUCCCUGAGGAUCCCGUCCCUCCUAUCUCUUCUCCCGGCGAAAAGCCCGCAAUUCCCUUAACCAUGCGCAGUACACCAGGCGGAGGAGGUCAAAUCUGGCAAAGUAUCCAAUAUAUGGACCAUGAAGGUAUUGCCAUUCUACGCGAUCCUACCAGUCCAACUGCUGUUGACGAUUGGAAUGCUUAUUUAAAUCGGACGGGUAACACGAUCUGUGGUAGAUACGGUUUAUCCCUUUUUCUCCAUUUGGUCAAAAAAGUGUACGGAAGUUCUAGUGGUAAAAAUGUCAAAACGACGUUUGUGAGGUAUGAACAGAAUGAGAAAUGUCAUACUUCGCGAGAUUCCAGUGUUAGUUAUGUGAGUGGGGUAGUGAGGGUUCAGUAAAGUAAACCCAUUGGAGUAGGUCAUUGAGUUGUAUAGAUCUUUCGUAAGGAUGAUGUAGGUUUUGUAAACGCCAUGAAAGGAUGAGAUAU
Messenger RNA from Tremella mesenterica DSM 1558, 1131 nucleotides. RefSeq lists its product as uncharacterized. The annotation marks the transcript as partial. NCBI's taxonomy places the organism in Eukaryota, Fungi, Basidiomycota, Tremellomycetes, Tremellales, Tremellaceae. The transcript is spliced from 9 exons. The record is from RefSeq and is a predicted model, not a curated record.